CUCCUAUUAACCCUAUACAGUGUUUAAUGUAAUUCUAAUUACUACAUCCUAAAUUAAUAUCUUUAAUUACCACUCCUCGUGCGAAACUACAAUGCUUCUGGCAAACUGGUCGUGACGUCACAUAAAGCAUAGAUCUGACUGACAUAUCAACAUUGACAUCAGUAUUUCGUCCACUUUCAAUUCUGUACUAGUGGUCGGUUAUUGAUAAUAAUACGUACCACAAUUACACAAAGCAAAAUGAGACGGAAAGGAUUAAUGACAUUUUGGACAGCCCUCCUUCUUAUUGGAGUACUAAAUGGAGCAAGUGCCAACUUCCUCAGACAACUGCUUGGGGGCCGUAUGGGCAAUAACAUCCAAAGUAGAAACAUUGGAACAGGCGGUUGUCCCAACGACCCCUUCCUGAAGGUCCCCAUGAUGAACAUCCCCGGGGGAGUAGUGCAGUCUACAUUGAACGACUUGCAAAGUUGCCUCCAAGGGUGCCUGGUCCUUGGCACAUGCGUCGCCAUCGACUACAACAACAUGGCCCUCCAGCCUGAUGGCUUUAAAUGCUAUUUCCACACACAGACAACAGUCGCUGGCUCUAUGUUGGCCAUGACCGAAAUUGACCAUUACCAAAAGGUGGACUGCUCAGCCACCACUGCUGCUGCGACUACUGGAUCCGCCGUCGGAGCCACAGUAACCACCAGCGCACCAGUCACAACCGCUGCCACAACUCUUGCACCCACCGCUGCAGUCACCACACAGCCUACAACUGCUGCAACUACAGCUGCAACCACAGCUGCCGCCGUCACAACAGGUGCAGGAACUACUCUCAGCACUGCUGGCACAACAACCAUUGCUCCAACCACCACCACAACCGCUGACCCUGCGACAACAACAAUUCCUGAUAGUGGAUGCCCAUUUGCUUUCGAAGAGUUCACCAAUUUUGCCCAUCCCUUUGGUUCGAACGUCACUAAUGGAACUGUCAACACAAACACCGAGGACUGCAAACUUUGGUGUCUCAACAGACCUUAUUGUCUUGCCGUGGAUUUCGACAGUAACACAGCCACGUGCUACUACCACGAUAACAUCGACACCACCCUUGUUAUGUCUCUUGCUAACGUCAACCAUUUCAGGAAGACAACUUGUUCUGCCCCUGUCAAAUGUUGGUCAACCAGUGUUACGCUGACCACGGCAGCUCAGUUAUCAAUCACCAAUUCAACCACAGACCAGGUUGAAUGCACUGGCUUUUGCUACACCAGACAGACAAUCAUGGCUACCUCCACCAUUCUUGAUCGUGGAUGUUGGAGUUCUUCCUUAUCAACCAGCGGCGUGACUGGUGAGCUUGGAUGUCUAGUAGAUCCUUCUUCCACCAAUGGUACCAACGCAAUCCUUAUCUGCUUCUGUGAUACAGACAGAUGUAACGGUCUUUCAAUCAGCGCUCAGGCAGCACAAAUCUUGUAUCUUCCACUAAACAACGAUAUGACGGAUCACUCUGGAAACAACAGGGAUGGUUCUUCUCCUGUUGGUUACUCGACCCCUACCUUCAACUGCUUCGAUGCUAUCGGCAAUUGCUCUGCUCAGUUCAGUGGCAGUCAGUGCAUCAGCGUCAACUCUCUCGCACAGGCCAGUUGGGGUACAGUCACUGUCAGUGGAGACAUAGAAGAUCGUGCUUCAUUCAGCGUAUGGGCAAAGAGAAUUAACGAUGGCAGUACCGUAACAGAAGGAAUCUUCGGUAAUAGCAUCACAUCUGACGACCCUACAUGGCGUAUUAUCGGAGAGGCCAAUCAUGAACUCAGCUCUGCUGGCAUUGAUACCGAGUUUGACUCAAGUCCAACUCUGCCGGAUUACCCAUCCAUUUCUACACCAUCCAACGUGUGGCAUCUAUUGACAAUGGUUUACGAUGGACGAACAGAUCUCACAGUUGUACCACCAAUUGUACCCACAUUGAACGUCUACGUUGACGGUGUCGCCACCAAUGGAAACAUGAGAGCUGAUAAUGGUUCUGUUCAGGUUCGUUCCCAGGCUGUUGGACUUGGAUGUGUGCAACUCACAAACUUCACUGGUUUCAUUGAUGAGCCCCGUAUCUUCACUGAGUCCAUCAGUGUAGAGGACAUCCAGGCCAUGUUGGCAAUGGCCGAUUCAAACUUCUAAGAAGAACCGGACUCGCCCGGACCCGGACUAUUUUGCGACUGACGUACAAUAGCUACAUAUCUAUACAACAGCUACAUGUAUCUACAAUAGCUGCACGUCUCGACAAUAACUAGUCUUCACAUACAAUAGUUGCAUGGACACCCCAGCCUUUCUAUAUAAACACAGAUGUACAUAUCAGAACAUAAUGAAAAAGACACUCAAACAUCAUAAACACAUUUAAAUAGCUUCAUGCAUUUGGUUGAUUUUUGGUUCAUUAUUGACAAUUUUUAACUGAAAUACAGUAAAUGAACAAAUCCAAAGGCUACUGUUAGAAAUAAUUAAAUGAUGCAAAAGAAAUUUCUUCCUGUUGGCAUACAAAAUCAACAUUGUGGCCAUCAUUCUGAUGAUCAUAAAAUACGAAUAGAUUAUAUUAUAUGUAUCUGCACGAUUUAUUUAUCUCUUAUCUAUUGAAAUAUAAUUCCAUGAAAUCACUUGUACUUGGACUUACUGUGAAUA
Molecule: messenger RNA, 2628 nt
Organism: Owenia fusiformis
Lineage: Eukaryota; Metazoa; Annelida; Polychaeta; Sabellida; Oweniidae
Source: the annotation of a GenBank genome assembly